Messenger RNA from Phaethon lepturus (White-tailed tropicbird), 1464 nucleotides. RefSeq names its product teneurin-2-like. The coding region runs from base 1 to 1464 and encodes 487 amino acids. The record is from RefSeq and is a predicted model, not a curated record. The transcript has 10 exons. Lineage: Eukaryota; Metazoa; Chordata; Aves; Phaethontiformes; Phaethontidae. Gene Ontology annotation, biological process: heterophilic cell-cell adhesion; neuron development. Gene Ontology annotation, cellular component: neuron projection. Gene Ontology annotation, molecular function: protein homodimerization activity; protein heterodimerization activity; cell adhesion molecule binding.
AUGGAGCCCUGGUGCGUGCGCAUCGCGUGGGCACUGCUGACGGCAGAAACGCGCCGCAAGCCGCUUUGCUACCUGGCGUCCCCGGCCCUCUCGCGUCUACAACACGCACGAUGUGUCUCACUCGAUGCGGAGAGCCUGCGCGAGCUAGCAACUUCAAUGCACCUCCUGGGGCUGAACUGGCAGCUCCAGCCCACGGAUGGACACACCUUCAACAACGGGAUGAGGCCGGGCGCAGCGGGCACCGAGGAUGUGGCGGCGGUGCCAUCGGGAGGCAGAGGACCGUGGGUCACUAGGAAUAGCAGCAUAGAUAGCGGAGAAACAGAAGUUGGCCGCAGGGUCACCCAGGAAGUGCCUCCUGGAGUUUUUUGGCGUUCUCAGAUCCAUAUCGGCCAGCCACAGUUCCUGAAGUUCAACAUAUCCUUAGGGAAGGAUGCUCUUUUUGGUGUUUAUAUAAGAAGAGGACUCCCACCAUCACAUGCUCAGUAUGAUUUCAUGGAACGCUUGGAUGGGAAAGAGAAAUGGAGCGUGGUGGAGUCCCCACGGGAACGUCGAAGUAUUCAGACCCUUGUUCAGAAUGAGGCUGUGUUUGUUCAAUAUUUGGAUGUGGGUUUGUGGCACCUGGCAUUUUACAAUGAUGGCAAGGACAAAGAAGUGGUCUCUUUCAGUACGGUUGUUUUGGAUUCGGUGCAAGACUGCCCACGUAAUUGUCACGGAAAUGGCGAGUGUGUAUCCGGUGUCUGUCACUGUUUUCCAGGAUUUCAUGGAGCAGAUUGUGUCAAAGCUGCCUGCCCAGUACUGUGCAGUGGCAAUGGUCAAUACUCUAAAGGCACCUGCUUAUGCUACAGUGGCUGGAAAGGUCCAGAAUGUGAUGUACCCAUCAGCCAGUGUAUUGAUCCCUCAUGUGGAGGUCACGGUUCCUGCAUCGAAGGGAAUUGUGUCUGUUCUGUUGGCUAUAAAGGAGAAAACUGUGAAGAAGUUGACUGCUUAGAUCCAACGUGCUCCAACCAUGGAGUCUGUGUGAACGGAGAAUGUCUCUGCAGCCUGGGCUGGGGUGGAAUAAACUGUGAGCUUCCCAGAGCCCAGUGUCCAGACCAGUGUAGUGGGCACGGUACCUACCUGUCUGAUACAGGUCUUUGUAGCUGUGAUCCCAGCUGGAUGGGUCCUGACUGCUCCGUUGAAGUGUGCUCUGUAGACUGUGGCACUCACGGGGUGUGCAUUGGCGGAGCAUGUCGCUGUGAAGAAGGGUGGACAGGAGUGGCGUGCGACCAGCGUGUGUGUCAUCCCCGUUGCACGGAGCACGGAACUUGUAAAGAUGGGAAAUGUGAAUGCAGAGAGGGCUGGAAUGGGGAGCACUGCACCAUUGGUAGGCAAACGACAGGCACCGAAACAGGCACAUAUUGCUUUCUUUUCAUAAAUCGUAGAAACAUAGUUACUGUUGUGUAUUGUAAUAGGCUGUUCCUUUAA